Neolamprologus brichardi is the source of this 1695-nucleotide messenger RNA. Its product is annotated as interleukin-17 receptor C. Gene Ontology annotation, molecular function: interleukin-17 receptor activity. Lineage: Eukaryota; Metazoa; Chordata; Actinopteri; Cichliformes; Cichlidae. The record is from RefSeq and is a predicted model, not a curated record.
AUGAUGAUCCAAGCUGACGAAAUGGGUAUCGUGACGGAUGUUUCUGAGGAGUCGGGUGAUGACGGCGAAAAAGAAGAUUUUGUGAAAGUGCAUUUUAGUGUCCCGGGAGCGUUAGACUGUUGGAAGAUACUCUAUUUUAAACAAAGCAACUCCACUGUUGACAAGUCGACAUAUAAGCUGCUGUUGAGAGAAAAAGUGCAGUUCGGCAGUCCUGUUAUGGUCAGUGUAGACUCAAAGAGUCAAAAUAUGACACUUCCCUCUUUAAAAAAUGUUUGUGAUGAGGAGCCUAACGGAACUAUAAAGGAAUGUGGUCCCAGACUCUGUGUGAAAGAUCAGGGGAGGAAUGUCAAACUGCAACUUGUAAAAGCUGAUGUCAGACAAGGAGAUGCAAUCACAUGGCAGAUGGUUUGGGAUGAAAUUCCUGCAGAACAGCAUGAAUGGCCUAAAGGGAAGGAUGAGGUGGUCAUUCCAUCAGACUUUGUUGCACCAUGCCUGUGCUUCCAGGCAUGGUGGAAGGGAUCAUUAAGAACACAAAUCUGCCCCUUCAAAAACAAUGAAGGUGCACUCGAAAAUAUGCAGCACAGUGUGUCUGCAACUUUGGUGGAGUCUCAGCUGAGGGAUGGUGGCAUAGGGCUGAUCUGGAAUGUAAGUGCGCCGUGUAUACUGGAAGCAGAGGUGUGGCUGUGCAAGAAAGACCAGGUGGGAGGCCAGUGUGAAGAGGUGAUGGGUUCCAGACAGAGACUACAAGCUAAAUGGGAUGAACGAAGCAACAGAUACUUGCAAACCGGAGAGUUCGAUGUGCCAUCUCACCCUCUGCUAUGUGUUCAGAUGAAGAUUAACGGGACAAAAUCACUCUUAGAGCCCCAGUGUCCGUUUGCCACAUCUCGAUUGCGAUGGAGCCUGGUGCUCAUCAUUGGAUUACUACUCGUGUGUUUAGCAAUACUGGGAGCAUAUUUGAUACAAGGGAUUCUACAAGGCUAUGUUUGGAAGUGGCUGAAAGACGAAGAUGUUAAAGGGGCUGUGGGCGGUGUUCAUGUUGUGUUGCUGUACCCACCUGAUGAUAACCCUUGCCUGCCAGAGCUGUUGUGUCAUUUGGGCUCAUCUCUCCAAUCGCUGGGCUUUAGUGUGUCUCUAGACCUGUGGAGCCACGCUGAGCUCAGCAUGCUGGGACCUGUGCCAUGGCUCCACUCACAACUUGAUCAGCUGCAAAGGCAAGGGGGCAAAGUGGUGCUAGUCCUAACCCAGGCCUCCUGGACAAAGACUGAAGAAUGGGGAGCUCAGCGCUCAGAGAGGAAAAGACAUGUGGAAGAAGAAGAGGCAGGAAGAGAUUACCCUGGGUCUUCUCGCUGUGCAGAUGUUUUCAGUGCUUCACUGAGCUGUGUUCUAGCAGACUACUUACAGGGCCGUGCUGGCGAACGGUUUAUGCUGGUGCAAUUUGAAUCCUUUCCACCUGAGCCCCCAGGUAGUUUCCGACCGCUGCCAGAACUUUUCCGAGGCCUGCACGUCUACAGCCUUCCAUCCCAGAGCCUGGGUUUCCUGACUGAACUGGCUGGAGCUCGUCAAGUAGCUACUGCAUCAGCCAGACGGAAAAGAGCAGGGGGGCUCAGGAUGGCAUCCCGGGCCCUAGCCCAGAGACUGUCAGCAUUCACAACAGGGUCAAAUGUAUUACGCCUUGUGGGAGUGCAUCAGAAAUAA